Osmerus eperlanus (European smelt) is the source of this 2416-nucleotide messenger RNA. It is a transcript of the gene them4, whose product is annotated as thioesterase superfamily member 4. Lineage: Eukaryota; Metazoa; Chordata; Actinopteri; Osmeriformes; Osmeridae. The record is from RefSeq and is a predicted model, not a curated record. Bases 471 to 1247 code for a protein of 258 amino acids. The transcript has 6 exons.
CUGUCACGUGUCGUGCAGGAAGUAGACUAAUGAUGUCCUCUAAAAGUCAUUCUACCGGCGAAGUCGGCAAACAAACAAAGAACAUACCAGUCUCUGAAUUAUCAUAUGGAACGGGUAUGCUUUAGGAUAUUGUUGAUACAUUAGUUAGGGCUUGCUGGGCACAUUUCUAUAAACAUGGCUUGUCCUGUUGUACUAUAUUGUUAACAUUUUAACUAUAGCUCGUUAGCUAGCUAGCGCACUACGCACGUAGCCUAGGCUCUGGGCUUGGCUAGUAGUUCAGGAGCUUGCCUACGCCGAUUCAGUUCUGCAUUGUAGAUUCACAACACGCUGACACGCAUAGUUAUUUUACCAUUUUUACAAACAGAAGUAUAUAUGGAAUAUAUACUUCUAUAUAAUAUAUAUAAUAUUUCUGAAGUAGUAAAACAACUGGCUAGCUAGCUAGCUAGCAUAUUCAGAAAUCCCCUGUCGUCAUGAUGCGAACCGGUGUGCACAUGGUGAGAAGUCUCUGCCGCGCACCUCAGGCCAUCAGCAACAACAUCACACCGUUUUCAUCUACCGGAAUGGUCCAGCUAGCUGCCCAGCGGACUUCCUGUAUCCGCUGCCGCAGCAUGGCGGUGUUGCCCUGGCCAUUCUCUUCCCAACCCAGAGACUUCAGCUUGCCCAACUCGUCCUGGGGCUCUGAGAUGAGGCAGCAGUAUGAACACUACAAGAGCCAGUGUGAGGAAAUGACAGAGGAAGGAGAGAAAAAGAGAGGGCCUUGGAGAAGACUGCCUAGUUAUAACCGCUCCCUCAAGUUUGCAACUGGUGGAGUGUAUCUGAGUAAAAUAAUCCAGUCCAAGGCUCGCCUCUUCACCAGGAACAUUAGGGAACAGGGAGCAGCGUUUGAGUACGUCAUGUUUGUCAACAAAGAAGAGCAGAAGUGUGUGUGUGUGUUCCAGGCUGGACAUCUGCUGGAAGGGCCUCCAGGGCAUGUCCAUGGGGGGGCGAUAGCCACUAUGAUUGACACGGUGAUAGGGACCCAUUCCACCUACCUCUCUGGACCAGUCAUGACUGCCAACCUUAACAUCAACUACCGCAGCCCCAUCCCAUUGGGCAGCACAGUAUUACUCCACUGCUCAUUGGAUAAAAAAGAAGGGAGGAAAACGUUUGUGACCUGUCAGGUGACUAGCACCGACGGCUCCAGACUACACACAGAGGCCACAGGAUUGUUUCUUUCGGUCAACAUUGGCCACAUUUUGGGAGUGUGACUCGCCAACUAGCAACCAACUAGCAACCAACCAAUCAAAAUGAGUAAUAAGAUGACAGAAACACAGUUGUCAAACUGUGUGUGUGUGUGUGCGUGUGCCAGUCCUCCUACCUCUGAUUUGCUUGAGUUGCAUUCUGGGAAUUUUCAGAUGUGGAACCUUUCCAUGGUAUUUUCCGGGCGUUAGGGGGAAUUAAUGUGGAAUUAUUUAUUUAGUCACAUAUUGCAGUUUCCAUGUCCCUAUACAGACAUAAAUAAUCAGUAUUGGUUUGAUUGAACAGGUUUUAAAGUAUAUAAUUGGAUGAUAAUAUAUUAUUAACCCUCCACAAAUAGCAGGAUGAAGCUAAAAACUUAAAUUCCUGUAUGACAACAAACACGUACUACUGAUAAAAGCAUAAGAUAGCAAGUUAGAAACUAAAAGGUUAUUUACAAUUUUCACAUGAAUUCCCAUGAGAUGGGGCUGUUUUCAUUAUGCCAAUAGCACUUAAAUUACACUAUUUUUUGUAUUUUUCAACUAAAUCAAAUAUUACUGUUAUAAUAGAAAACUUUUACUGUCAUUAGCAAGGUAUUAAUUUAUGUGCACUGAACUCAACGGAAAUAAUAGCACUUACAUUAUAUUUUGUUAUUUCAAAUCCCAUGGAUUUUUUGGGGGAAAAUGUCCUGACAUUUUCUGGAUAUUUUCCACCACUUAACAAUCUUACUGCUGACCCAGAGUAUUCCGUAAAUCUUUCAAAUACAUCAGACAUGCUCCAUAUUAAAUGAGUAACUUGUCAACUUGUCAGUUCAGAGUGAUGGGCUAUGUAGGGUGAUCUACCUCACAAGGCCUCGCCUACAAUGUUUAGGCUUACAUGUCUUUAUUUAAGCCUAAAAUGUUUUUUAAUAUAUUUUUUUUACUGAAAGCUUUUGCUGCAUUUACAUUUGAACUGAACAAACACAUGUUCAGGGUGCCUUACCUUCUCCACCCUUACAAACCUGAAAACACUCACCCCUGAAUGGGUUGAUAUUUAAUGAACAAAUGAAUUUAUUUAUUGUAUUUAUUUUAAAUGCAUCUCUAUGUCUAUAAAAAAAUAUAUUUCAUAUGUUUCUGUGAUGAAGUUGGUCUUUUGGAAUUGAAAAGUUAUACUAAUAACAUGUGAGCAUGUUGUUGCUUCUUUAAUAAAUCCUUUAAUGUGG